AUGGCGGACGACACCUACUGCUACAACGUGAUACCGUUCGGAUUAAAAAACGCCAGGGCUACAUACCAACGGUUGAUGAACAAAGUGUUCCGGAAGCAGAUCGAGCGCAACCUGGAGGUAUAUGUUGAUGACAUACUCAUUAAAUCACUCCGAGCGGUCGAUCUUUGUGCAGAUAUAGAGGAGACCUUCCGGACGCUGAGGAUGUAUGGAGUCAAGUUGAACCCUCAGAAGUGUCUGUUUGGAGCAAAAAGUGGACGCUUCCUGGGCUACAUCAUCACCGAGCGGGGCAUAGAGGCGAAUCCUAGCAAAGUAAAGGCAUUGCAGGACAUGCCACCUCCCAGAAACCUGAAGGAAGUGCAACGCCUCGCCGGUCGGAUAACUGCUCUGUCGCGGUUCAUCUCCAGGACGGUCGAUCGGAGCCUGCCUUUUUUCAAGAUUCUGCACCGAGCUACCAAAUUCCAGUGGGACAGAGAAUGUGAUAAGACGUUUAAAGAAUUAAAGGUUUAUCUAAACUCUUUACCUAUAUUAGAUAAGCCAACUGCCGGCAAGCUACUCUGCAUCUACUUAUCCUCGACCGAGCAUGCUGUUGGCUCGGCGUUUGUGCAGCAGGACGAUGAAGAGCAGACAGUGUACUUUCUGAGUCACAUUCUAAAGGAUGCCGAGUCCCGCUACACUGGUCUAGAAAAACUUGCCUUCGCGCUAGUCCUCGCCACUCGGAGGCUCCGACGUUAUUUCCUCGCGCACACAAUAAUCGUCAUGAUGAACAACCCACUGGGGAGAGUCCUCCUCAACCCGGAGGCAUCCGGGCGGCUGAUUAAGUGGACUACCGAACUCAAUGAAUUCAAUAUCCAGUAUCAGCCUCGCACGGCGAUUAAGGCGCAGUCCUUGGCAGAUUUCAUCAUCGAAGUGCAGAAUCCUGAACCCGAAGCUUUAUGGAGAAUAUAUGUGGACGAGUCAUCCACCCGGCUCGGGAGUGACAUAGGUAUUCUAUUGCUUUCUCCUCAAGAAGAACGGAUGUAUCUGUCCGUCCGGAUGGAAUACCGGGCCGCUCGACAUGUGGGAGAGAGCCGAGUGGCGAUCUACUCAGACUCUCAGCUUGCCGCCCAGCAACUCUCAGGAGCUUUCGAGAUAAACAACGUAAGGCUCAAGCUUUACGCGGAGACCUUUGAAAAGCUUAAAGCCAACUUAUGCAAAGUCGUUAUACAGAAAAUCCCCCGAGCGGAGAACCAGGCAGCGGAUGAGUUGGCUAAACUUGCAAGUGCAAUAUCGCCGAUUGUCAUCCAACAACCGAUCGAGCAAGUGUCCUUAGUGGCUCACAUCGACAGGAUGGAAGGCCUCGCGUUCCCGGGUGACUGGAGGACGACGAUCAUGGAAUUUUUGCGAUCGGGAGCUACGCCUUCCGAUCAGGAAGAGGCCCGGCUGCUAAGAAAGAGAGCUGGUCGGUUCACCCUCAUCGGGGAUCAGCUCUACAAAAAAACUUUUUCCCGUCCGUUAUUGAAGUGCGUCAGCUCGGAGGACGUGGAAUAUAUACUAAAAGAAAUGCAUCACGAGUCUUGUGGAGGACACCCGGGCGGCCACUCGUUGGCAAGGAAGAUUUUGCUAGCCAGGCGAGUGAUCCCCAGGGCAUUCCAAGUUGGCGACCAAGUAUGGAAAAAGGUGAAGUCGGUCGGCAAUGUGAGAAAGUUGGAGGCUCCAUGGGUUGGGCCCUUCAAGGUCAUCAAGAAGCUCCGAUCGGGCGCCUACUACCUGGAAUAUGAAGAUGGAUGGCAGCGAGAACGACCCUGGAGUGCUAACCAUCUCCAGCUGUACCGAGCUGGGUGA
Zingiber officinale is the source of this 1821-nucleotide messenger RNA. RefSeq lists its product as uncharacterized. Lineage: Eukaryota; Viridiplantae; Streptophyta; Magnoliopsida; Zingiberales; Zingiberaceae. The coding region runs from base 1 to 1821 and encodes 606 amino acids. Gene Ontology annotation, molecular function: RNA-DNA hybrid ribonuclease activity; nucleic acid binding. The transcript is spliced from 3 exons. The record is from RefSeq and is a predicted model, not a curated record.